Aspergillus oryzae RIB40 is the source of this 1752-nucleotide messenger RNA. RefSeq names its product putative DNA repair protein Rad26. The coding region runs from base 1 to 1752 and encodes 583 amino acids. NCBI's taxonomy places the organism in Eukaryota, Fungi, Ascomycota, Eurotiomycetes, Eurotiales, Aspergillaceae. The record is from RefSeq and is a predicted model, not a curated record. The transcript has a single exon.
AUGGCGGAAACAAAAGCCGGGGAAAUUGCUAUCAUCCGAUCAAAUCAGGCGAAACUUGCAGAGAACUAUGAACGUCAGGUUGCCGCUCUACGAAAGGCGAUGGCUGAAGAGAUAGCUAGGCACAAGGAAGAAGUAGAGGCCGCACGUGCGGAAGGGAAAAUGCUAGCUACGGAGAAUGCGUUUCUUAAGCAAGACCUUGCCGAAGAGUCUAUGCGGAUCAGCAAUCUGAAAGCGAAAGGCCGGGCAGAAGAAAAGCCAGCUCCAGGAACACCAAAGAAACACAAAGCCCUGCCUUUCCGCGAUGGAUUCGAUGACGAUGAGAUACUUGCCGCCUCUCCCAGCAAAUCUACGCGGUAUAAGCGAAUGAGCCCGACAGUGGGUGGUAAACGGAAGAGGAGGCUGAGCGAGGAUAGUCCGAUACCACUUGAAUUAAGCCCACAGCCAGAGCCUAUGCAUGUCGAAACUGCUGUCGAUGACAUGUCGGACGAUGCCUUAGAUGAAGCCAUACCGAACCGAACCGCUCAUGUCGACGACCAAAGCUCACAAUUGGUCAAGCGCCUAUUGAAUCAUCGAACAUUCCCAAACGAGAACAGUGACAUUGAGGUGAUGGCUAGAUUAACAUUCCCCUCAGAACCUCAGCGAACACUGUCGUCAAUUUUACUUGAGGAAGUGGCAAACCUCGACAUUGGUAGUUAUUUGCUAGAAUAUGCACGGGCUAUAAUUUCAUUAUGGUCUCGUGCUUUGCGCGAAAAGUUUUUCGAGCCCGUUCCCAUUUUUAUGGGGAUUAUGCGGCAUGUCUUGGCUCUUGAUGCGCCGUCGUCUACCUCUAAGUUGAUCGAGCACCUAGUGCCGCUAUUACAAGAGUCGGGGGAAGUUAACGGCAUCCCCCGGUUCAAACACUCCCCCGUUUCGCGGCAAAAUUUCGGACAGGUCAGACAGACACCAUUAUCUGAGCUGCAGCCUCUUGUAAACUCGACUGAGGCGCUGGGCCUCCUGUACCAAAUGGCUUGCUCAUGCUUACAUAUCGACCGCGUGUUGGAGCAAUUCUGGCGAUACAUGCGCUACGACUUUAUUCUGAUGAUGUUAAAUUGCUCACAGUCCAUAAGCGACAUCAUCCUAACCUUAAAUCUUCUAUCGACCAGCAUUCGCAUCGAGUCUUUUGGUUCUGUUCAGGACACAGAGCAGGACCAGAUCGCAAACGAAAACUACAUUGUUGAUCGCGUGGCGAACCUUCUGAGUGAGAUACCACAGGUAGACGAGGGACAGCCCCCCUACAUGGCUUCGGAGAUUUGCGAUAUGCGGCUGGAAGCGUUGUCUCUUUUGACAUCAGUUGCCUUCAAUCAAGAGGCCCCCACCAGUACUCAUGGCAGCAUGGUCAUUGCAUCUCACUCCACGGCGCUAGCACGACUUAUUCGAGCCAUGCACGACGAACUCGAUGCCUUGUAUGCAUCACCGCCCGAAAAGGAGUUGCGCGCAGAGUUAGUAAAUGGGUUGAUGCGUCUAGUGUACGGGGUGAUCCGUCGACAUCCAGAGCACGUCGACCUCCAGUCGAAACUCAGCCGAGUAGCGGGGGGAAAGCAGAAGUUUUUAGUGGUGCUGACGCGACUCGCGUUCAGUGAAGGGCAGAUACUAGAGGCCGGCAUUGAGGAUGAGACGGUGGAGAUGGCCCACGAGAUCUUGGACGACGCUGUGAAUCCUCAAGAGGCCGAGGCUCUGCUCGAAGCUUUCCCAAGUUCAAAGCAGCAGGAAUAG